This is a messenger RNA of Hypoxylon fragiforme, 1683 nucleotides long. RefSeq lists its product as uncharacterized. Gene Ontology annotation, biological process: regulation of DNA-templated transcription. The transcript is spliced from 2 exons. Lineage: Eukaryota; Fungi; Ascomycota; Sordariomycetes; Xylariales; Hypoxylaceae. The record is from RefSeq and is a predicted model, not a curated record. Bases 199 to 1578 code for a protein of 459 amino acids. Gene Ontology annotation, cellular component: nucleus. Gene Ontology annotation, molecular function: zinc ion binding; DNA-binding transcription factor activity, RNA polymerase II-specific; transcription cis-regulatory region binding.
UCAGACUUCAAUCGUACACAAUGAAUCCAUGCUGACCUGGGCAUGUUACAUAAUUAGGCACCUGUUUAAGUACCUUGGGAUUUAAACAUCCGUGGAUAUUUUCUUUUUCUCCUCGGAAAUAAUUUGAUUCGUAAUCUUACCAAUCCUUUCCAUAAAUUGUGAUCAAAACAAUAAAUAAAAGCCGGCUGAUAUGACGAGAUGGCGACAGCACCUCAUCCAAGAUCUAGUUUGCGACGGACGGCUUGUGACCGAUGUCGGCACUCCAAACUAAGAUGUCCCCGCGAAGACACCCAGCAGAAAUGCACCCGUUGCUCACGUCUCGGGCUGAGCUGCGAAGCGGCGCCGGCUAAGCGGUCAGGGAGGCCCCGAAAGACGAGCUCGGCGCCCGCGACUGCUACCACUACCGGGGGACAGCCGGCGAGUCACGCGAAUUCGGACGUUUUCCCAGCUCAAGACCAGGAGAAUCUAUCAGCGGGAUUUACCGAGGAUAUCCAAAGCGGUAACAAUGGACUAAACCCCACCGCACUCCCGCACAGCAGCGGCGAUGCCUUCUUCAACCUAUCCCCCAUCCCGCCUCCCUCCGAACCGCCCGUCCCAGAGUGGUACGGGGCCGCCACCACCACCUCCACCACCACUACUACUAGUAGUAAUCCCUUCAACCCGCUAGACAUGCACAGCCUGCUCGCCACAAAACUCGAUCAGCGCUCGUGUAUGCGCGAGCUCUCCCAGCUCAACAUCGACCUGCACGACCAAUGGAAAACACUCCAGGACCUGGAAGACGCGGGGAAGGUGAAGUUCGCGACGUUCGUGGACCACCCGCCCCCGCCCGUGGGCGACGGCGUCUCCGUGGCUGAGAAGCUGCUUCUCCUGUCACAGAGGUUCCAGCAGGCUAUUGCGAACCUGACCUGGGUUUUGCAGAGUGAGGAUGGCGGGAGGAAGUUUGGUGCGUUUACGGGUGAUGUUGUUGACGAGAACAAUGACGGCGAUGAUGAAAAUAAUGACGACGACAACAACAACGACGACGCUACCCCCACAUCCCCCAUUCCAACCCCACCAACCCCAGCACCCCACGACACUCCCGACCACCCCCUCCCAACCCCCUUCACCUGCCUCCUAACCAGCUGCUUCGUCCAGACCAUCUCCCUCUGGGAGCUCAUGUUCAUGCACGUCCAGCGGCGCACCUCCGGCAUCGACCGGUACCCCUUAUUCACCCUCCCCACCCAUCCCCUCUCCUCCUCCUCCUCCUCUCACGCAUACGCCGAUCCAUCCAAGGGCAUCCAAAUGGGCGCCUUCUACAUCUGGAGCGGCCGCCUGCAGGGGAUGUUCUUCUGCCAGGCGGUGCUGUAUUUCGUGGAGAAUAUCGAGCGGGGGCUGGGGGCGUUGCCUGAGCAACAGCGGAAAGGAGGAGGGGGGCUGCUCUCGCAUCCGCGGAACCACGAGUUCUUGCAGCGGGAGCUCGGGGGCAGCGGGGUGGGGAUGGGAAAGGGGGCAGGGGCAGGGAGCGACCGCGUGCGUGCGCUGAAGAGUCUGGUGGAGAAGUCGAGGCUUUGCUCGUUGAGGGAUGUUACGGGGCUGUAGGCGGUGUCUGCUACCUCCUGCCUGCCUGCCUGCCUGCCUGCCUAGCUGCAUGCGUACCUCUGCGCACUUCUCAGCGGUAUUUUUUAUGUAGUUAUAGCGGCCGCU